Molecule: messenger RNA, 1493 nt
Organism: Dreissena polymorpha
Lineage: Eukaryota; Metazoa; Mollusca; Bivalvia; Myida; Dreissenidae
Product: phosphatidylglycerophosphatase and protein-tyrosine phosphatase 1-like
Exons: 5
Coding region: 172-768 (198 amino acids)
Biological process (GO): protein dephosphorylation
Molecular function (GO): protein tyrosine/serine/threonine phosphatase activity; phosphatidylglycerophosphatase activity; phosphatidylinositol-4,5-bisphosphate 5-phosphatase activity
Source: RefSeq, a predicted model, not a curated record
AGCUUCAUUGCCUGGGAAAAUCUUAAUUGGUUGUAUAUGUUGCGGAUAUUCCAAUUCGGAUAUGACACCGGCAACGUGAAGUCUUAUGACCAGCUGUUAUUAAAAACUUAACUUUUAUGAGAUGACAAGGAAUGAUGUUUGAGUCCUAGUGUCUUACAAGAUUGGAUCAACAUGAGCUUAUUUAAUAAGGUGGCAUUUUAUCCAACAUUGUUCUACAAUGUUGUUAUGACAAAGAUAUCUUCCAGAAAGUGGUAUGAUCGUAUUGAUGAGACGGUUUUGUUGGGAGCCUUGCCUUUUAGAGGAAUGACUAAAUGGUUUGUUCAAGAAGAAAAUGUCAGAGGCGUCGUCACUUUAAAUGAAGACUGGGAAUUAGAAGAUUUCUGUAAUACAGAAAAGGAAUGGAAGGCAGUUGAUGUAACACAAUUAAAGAUACCAACAGUUGAUUUCACGGGCUCACCAAGUCAAGACAAUAUAAACAAAGCAGUGGACUUCAUCGUUCAUCACAAGGACAAUCAUCUUGGGUCAGUGUAUGUCCACUGCAAGGCUGGCCGUACAAGGAGUGCAACUGUAGUGGCGUGUUAUCUGGUCAGGGUGCAUGGCUGGAGCCCUGAAAGGGCGGUACAGUUCAUCCAGGAGAAGCGGCCCCACAUUUGGCUGAGAGACAAACAACUUGAUUCUAUACAGCAGUUCUACAACAUGUGCAAUAAUAGCAGCAACAACAACAACAACAACAAUAGCAGCAGCGCCACAACAAAGGCAGGUGCCUAGAGCGUGAUAAACUGGAAAGGAUUUGGCAGCGGAUUUAGUACUUGGUAUAUUUGUUGAGAUGGAAUCUAGUACUUGGCCUUUGAACAUGGAUUGUGCAAUUUGAUUAUGGAUCAUGCGAGGAUUUUUUUUAAAGAAUUAAACUUGUUUAAUCCUUUUGAAUAAGUUUGGGAAUUUCUAUAAUACCACGGUAGUCUAAAUCUGCAUUGAAUUUACACAGAAUAAAAUGACAUAAGUAUAACAAAUUUAAUUGCCAUAAUUCAACAAAAAAUGUUGGUAAACAUGUGUAAUAUCACUUAAAAAGAUACGUUCACAUUUUAUAUAGCAAUUACAAAACGUUAUUUGGCUAUUUUUGAUAGUUUUUGUAAAUCAAAGUACCAGGGAAACGUUAUUAAAAUCCACUUAUAAGUUUUGCGAUUUUUGUAACCUUAUGCCCCUCCAUUUAUCAAUUUAGGGUCAGCUUACAGAUGUUAAUUAAAACCGUUGUAAAAUAACAACACACUAUCUAUUAUGGUAAAACAUUUUCAUGAAUUAUGUGGAUAUGGUUUAAAAAGAAGCCUAUACUGUGCAUUAUUUAUUUCAAAUAUACUACGUCUUUUAUUUGAUACAUUUUAUAUGCAAUGGACUUUUUAUAUGCAUACAAAAUAAACAUGUUAUAGGUGUGCAAAAUGUGUUCCAUAGUUCAUGGGCAUCUACUACUUUUUUGUUGAUAACUAUUUGAUAAUUUA